Messenger RNA from Alternaria alternata, 1088 nucleotides. RefSeq lists its product as hypothetical. Gene Ontology annotation, molecular function: protein binding. The coding region runs from base 144 to 1088 and encodes 314 amino acids. Lineage: Eukaryota; Fungi; Ascomycota; Dothideomycetes; Pleosporales; Pleosporaceae. The transcript has a single exon. The record is from RefSeq and is a predicted model, not a curated record.
GUGCUUUUGUGGCGAACAUGGUGCUACGUAAUAGCCUACAUGCAGACGAAGCGGACUUUGCUUAUACCCGAUUGGCUGUGCGGGGGUUGCCUUGGGACAUGCGUGCCGUCACUCUCUGAUGCCUUCCGUCUCAUCUCGAAAUUAUGCCACGAUAUGCUGUCAGCGACGAUGACGAGCCACUUGAAGACAAGACGGCAGCCCUCACCCUUAAAAACAAGAAGACGGAGCGCAUGAAGCGCAAGAAUGCUACGAGACAGCAGAAACGCGAUGCCAUUGUGAACAUUACCAAGCUGCCUACCGAGCUCAUUCUCGAGAGCCUCAAAUAUCUCCGCCCCUGCGACGUAAUCGAUUUCAGCUUAGUCAAUCGCCGCUUCCAGAGCCUUGUCAAAGCCAACGCGAAUAUCAUCGGCGACGCCAUCAUCGCACGGCGCUACAGCAUACUCAUCAAAUGCCUCCCGACGCCCAGGCUCCUCGCCGACGUCGACCCUGCAAUACAACCCCUCCUUGUCGACCCCGCGCGUCAGAAGCAGCUUAAUAUACACAAUCGCCCGUACCAACACAUUCAAUCGCCAGAUGCACACCAGCUGUGCACCUGUCUCACCUGCAUCCUGACGUGGAAUAAUCUAGGGCUAGUCCUGGACUUUGCGCACUGGCAGGACUAUCUCGAUUCUGGAACCCCACUCCCCAUCAUACCGCGUGGGCAGAUACCAGAGUGGAACAAGGAGCUGGUAGCGCGCCACGGACGUAUCGCUCGCAAAGCCAUCGAGAAUUCGCUAUGGCACGCCGUCAUCCUGCAACGGCACCUUGAUUCCACCGUUCGCGCCAUAUGGCGGCACUCGAAGAACAGAGGGAACAAACGAGUCCAUGUUGACAUGACAGCUGCUGAGGCUGCUGAAGAGACGGAUGCUUUUUUGGCCAAACACGGACCGCCGAGUUUGGAGUUUCCAUAUCAGCGGGAUGAAUACUACAUGCUUGAAGCCUAUCUACCAAACCGGUGGUGGAGGAAACAAGAUGCAUAUUGGUUCUACACGAUCGGUGGGCAACACGAACGCGAUCUAGAACUCGUCCAACGUUUCGCGAAGCGCUAG